Molecule: messenger RNA, 1421 nt
Organism: Oncorhynchus kisutch (coho salmon)
Lineage: Eukaryota; Metazoa; Chordata; Actinopteri; Salmoniformes; Salmonidae
Gene: rxfp3
Product: relaxin family peptide receptor 3
Exons: 1
Coding region: 119-1351 (410 amino acids)
Biological process (GO): positive regulation of cytosolic calcium ion concentration; cell chemotaxis; immune response
Cellular component (GO): membrane; external side of plasma membrane
Molecular function (GO): C-C chemokine binding; C-C chemokine receptor activity
Source: RefSeq, a predicted model, not a curated record
UUAGCACGUUGCAACAAGAACACUACCUAUGGGAUUUAGGGAGACUGCCGAGGCUGCAGCAGGUGCGUAUCAACCGUUGGGAUACCCAUAACAUCCAAGGCAACUGGCAGAGCAUGGAAUGGAUUUUCUUAACGGCAGCAGUGCUGGGCUCAGGUCGGAGAUGCAGGGUAAACUUGCCGAGGAAGGUUCCGGAUUCUAUUCUGUUUCUUCGUUGAACUUCUCUUUCAUGCUUAAUGAAACGAAUCAGUCCUUUGAUUUCGUGGGGGAUGGAUCCGCCGUCCUGAGAAUAAUCAUCUCUGUGAUUUACUCUGUGGUCUGUGCUUUGGGGUUGAUAGGAAACAUCCUUGUCUUAUAUCUAAUGAAGUCUAAACAAGUAUGGAAAAAAUCGUCAAUUAACCUUUUCGUGACGAGUUUAGCAGUGACCGAUUUCCAGUUUGUAUUAACUCUUCCCUUUUGGGCAAUAGAGAACGCUUUGGACUUCACUUGGCUUUUUGGAAAAGCCAUGUGCAAGAUAGUGUCUUACGUGACGGCGAUGAAUAUGUACGCAAGUGUGUUUUUCCUGACUGCUAUGAGUGUGGCACGAUACUGGUCCGUUGCUUCUGCGCUCAAUAGCAGGCGGCGCCGUCCUCGCUGCUGCUCCGCAGGCUUUAUGAGCAUUGUCAUAUGGGUUGCUGCUAUAUUCGCAGCUUUGCCCCAUGCGGUGUUUUCCACAACGGCGACUGUCUCCAACGAGGAACUGUGUCUUGUUAAAUUUCCAGACACUGUCGACGCACAAUUUUGGCUUGGACUUUACCAUAGCCAAAAAGUACUGAUCGGGUUUCUAAUCCCGCUGGGGAUCAUCUCCGUCUGCUACCUACUCCUUCUGCGCUUCAUCACAUCCAAGAACGUGAACACCUCCACCGCAAAAAGACGCUCCAAAGUGACUAAAUCAGUGACUAUAGUGGUUCUGUCAUUUUUCCUCUGUUGGUUGCCCAACCAGGCACUAACGGCUUGGGGGAUUCUUAUAAAACACAACGUUGUGCAUUUUAGUUGGGCAUAUUACACCACGCAGGCAUAUGUAUUCCCAGUGUCUGUCUGUUUGGCGCACUCCAACAGCUGUCUAAACCCCAUAUUGUAUUGUCUAAUGAGAAGAGAGUUCAGAAAGUCUUUGAAAAAACUUUUUUGGCAAAUAACGUCUCCAUCGGUGACCAACAUGAGACCGUUUACGGCAGUGACCAAGCCGGAACAGGACGAGCACGGCCAUGGGAUGGUUCCGUUAGCUCUCUGUCCGGCAGAGCCAGCCUUGGUUUUCUAUCCACCUGGUGUUGUUAUUUACAAUGGGAGAAACGAUAUGCUCCCGAACAGUACGUAGCCUGUCCUAAUACAUUUGUCAAGCUGUCUAUGAUGCCGAUUUAAAAGUCGAUUUAAAAUGAAUUAUUAUU